UCUCAAGUUGCUCUGAGAAGAAACGCCAUUUCAAGGUGUAGACAUGGCAGACUUUCUCCUUGAGAAUUAUCUUUGCUGCCAUGUGUGUUCUGAGAUUUAUACAGACCCUGUGUCUCUUAGUUGCCUCCACAAUUUUUGUUUCAGCUGUAUUUCCAAGUUCUGGGAUCAAACAAAAAAUAGUAACUGUCCAAUCUGUAAGAGAAAAUCUUCCAAAGGGUGGAUGCCUAACUUUGCUCUGAAGGACCUGGCAGACUCAUACACAAAGAGGGAGAAAAGGGUGUACGUCAUUGACUCAAUGACCGAUGAAAUGAUCGGGUCUACAGGCCGUGGGAAGGAAGAGAAGAGGGGGUCCACCAGCUCAGAGGAAGAAAUGAGGGGGUCCAAAGAUUUACGGAUGGAAGAAAAACGGGAGCCCAUAGAAUCAGGUGUGGGAAAAAAGGGGGGUUCCACAGGCUCAGGGAGGGAAGAAAUAAGGAGGUCCACAGAUUCAAGAACUGAAGAAAAGCAAGUUUUUCCUGGGCUGGCUGGACAGGUUUUGUGCAGUAAACAUGCAGAGAAGCAUAAGUGGUUUUGUAUGGACGAGGGGAAAGCUGUGUGUAACAUCUGUGAAAAUCCGACUCAACACUCUGGACACAAGGUCAUUGCUGUAGAAAAGGCUGUAGUUGACCUCAAGGAAAAGCUGAUGCUGAACUUGAAGCCUUUGCAGGACAAUCUGAAGAAAUGUACUGAGACUGAGAGAAAAUACAAGCAUAUUGUUCAACACACAAAGACACAGUUGGUGGACACUGAGAGGCAGAUAAAGGAGGCGUUUGAGAAGCUUCACCAGUUUCUGAGAGAUGAAGAGAAGGCCAGACUAGGUGAGCUGAGGAAGGAAGAGCAGCAGAAGAGAGAUACUAUGACCACAGAAAUGAAGAUCAUUCACGACCAAAUCUCAUCUCUUACAACGAGUAUCACUACUUUGGAGCAAGACUUAAAGAAGCAGGAUUUGCGCUUUCUGAAGAGCUACAAAAACAUCCAAAUGAGUUGUAGGGCCCAGCUGCAGUGCACACCACAAGAUCCUGCAAUAUUACCGGGAUUGCUCAUAGAUGUGGCCAAACACCUGGGUAACCUCAAGUUCAGAGUCUGGGAGAAGAUGCUGGUGAUUGCUAACCACACUCCUGUGAUUAUGGACCCCAACACUGCUCCCAGCUUUCUCACUUUGUCUGAUGAUCUGACCAGUGUGCGAAACUCAGGCAUGCAGCGGAUAAUGCCAGAUAAUCCAGAGCGAUGCACGUUUAACGCAAAAAUUUUGGGUUCUGAAGGGUUUACCUCAGGAAAGCACAGCUGGGAGGUGGAGGUGGGGAACCACCCCAGCUGGAAUUUGGGUGUGGCUAAAGAUUCAAUCAACAGAAAAGAUAGGACAUUCGCAAAUCCUAAAUAUGGAAUCUGGGCUAUAGGUUUAGAAAACAGUGAGUAUACAGAUCCAGAGGCUAGGCUUCUUGCUCUGAAGAGGAGACCCCAAAGGAUUAUUGUGCAACUAGAUUACAGAGGAGGGGAAUUGUCCUUCUAUGACUCCCGUGACAUGUCAAAAAUCUACACUCACAAAGACACAUUUAAUGAGAGACUCUUCCCAUACUUCUCCAUUGGAAAAUGUAAAGAUGCCAGUAAACCUGGAUUCCUCCAGAUCUGCCCCUCAAAGGUGUCUCUAAAAGUACUGUUAUCCUAAAUUUAACAAGGAAUAUUUCAUAGAUCAUAGCAUCAUAGAAAGCCUUUCUAGCGGGAUAUGGGUUGUCAUUCCUUGUAAAGACUGAAUAGAAAUGUUCAUGAAAGGUAGUAUUUCAUAUUUAGUAGAAAUUCAACAAAUACAUAAUUUAGAGUCAUUGAGGAAUAUAUCAUGAACAUGUGGAUAUUCAUACAUACAGAGUUGGUGUCAUUUUAGUAUGCUAAUUCAACUUUAAUGACAAUCUAAUCUACUUUAAUGACAAUCAAAGGGCAUGUUAUAAAACCCUUAAAUCAAUUAUUAAAAUGUAAUAUUUAAAUUGCUGUGGGUAAUGAUUGACUCUUGUACUCAGCUCGGCUUUUAGCUGUAAAGUUUUUGACACGUAGCGGUAAAGUUAUUGUAACCUUUUCUUGAUCCAAUUCUUCCUUGUGUUCUCAGAAAGGAGGAUGUAUACGCAAGGCAAUCGUAACACAUUUAUGAAAGCAAUCAUAAUAAAGCUUUGGGUUGAAAUAA
Molecule: messenger RNA, 2212 nt
Organism: Salmo salar (Atlantic salmon)
Lineage: Eukaryota; Metazoa; Chordata; Actinopteri; Salmoniformes; Salmonidae
Product: E3 ubiquitin-protein ligase TRIM35
Molecular function (GO): protein binding; zinc ion binding
Source: RefSeq, a predicted model, not a curated record